Eucalyptus grandis is the source of this 1059-nucleotide messenger RNA. RefSeq names its product polyubiquitin-C-like. Lineage: Eukaryota; Viridiplantae; Streptophyta; Magnoliopsida; Myrtales; Myrtaceae. Bases 1 to 1059 code for a protein of 352 amino acids. The record is from RefSeq and is a predicted model, not a curated record. Gene Ontology annotation, cellular component: nucleus; cytoplasm. The transcript has 4 exons. Gene Ontology annotation, molecular function: ubiquitin protein ligase binding; protein tag activity. Gene Ontology annotation, biological process: protein ubiquitination; modification-dependent protein catabolic process.
AUGAUUCAAACCAAGGAAGGGAUACGAUUUGAUGAGUUCGCUCUCAUAUUUGGUGGAAAGAUGCUUGCAGAGGAUAGGACCCUUGCCUCUCUCGACUUGCUGCCAGAGCUCACAUUUCAUUUGGUUUUCCAUCCCAAAGAUGAUGUGUCCAUUAUUAUUGACAUGUCCAGUCACAGAGUCACAUUAGGCGCUAAAUCUUGGUACACUGUAUGUGAUGUCAAAGCCAUAGCUGGAGCAUUGAUGUCUGCGCAGCUCGUGACUUUGCAUUCGCAUAUGUUCUAUCAGGGAAAGCUUCUUGAGGAUCACAAGACAUUAGCUUGUCACAGUAUUGCGGAUGGCUCUGUCUUACAAUUGGUGUUUCCAUUUCAGAUAUUUGUCAAGUGCUUAAGUGGUAAGACUUUUGUUCUUCAGGUUUGCAAGUCUGACACGGUUAAGGAAGUGAAGAACAACCUUCGUCAUAAGCUGCAGGAGCAUGUGCCGUCCGAAAAUCUCAAAUUGUUUUAUGUGGGAAAAAGUUUGGUUGAUGAUCUUGACCUGGUGAAUCUGUACUUGAUCACCAAGACAGUGGCCCUGAAAGCUGGGAGAGAUUCGACCGUGAAGCAUAUCAAAGCAUCGCUUCAGGACACAAAACAAAUCAAUGAACAUAGUCAGCUGCUCUUUUCUUUUGAGGCGAUCAGGAAAAAGAUUAAGUUGAUUAUGGAUCGCAGACUCACAUUACCCGCUAAAUCUUGGGACACUGUGCGUGAUGUCAAAGCCAUAGUUGGAGCAUGGAUGUCUGCGCAGGUCAUGGAAAGCUUCUUGAGGAUCAUAAGACCUUACUUGUUACAACAUUGCGGAUGUCUUUUUCUUACAAAUGGUGUCUCCUAUGCUCCAUUUCAGGUUUACAGGUCUCACACGGCCAAGGAAGUGAAGAACAAGCUUUAUCAUAAGCUGCAAUUGCCUGUGCCAGCCGAAUGGCACCAUAUUUCUUAUGUGGGAAAAAUGCUGGCUGGUUACAGCAUCGAGGAGAAUUCGAUUCUUCUUGAGAUUAUCUCACUUCCUAGGAAUUGGAAUGCCUAG